Messenger RNA from Xenopus tropicalis (tropical clawed frog), 4503 nucleotides. RefSeq names its product UDP-Gal:betaGlcNAc beta 1,4- galactosyltransferase, polypeptide 2 (gene b4galt2). The transcript has 8 exons. Bases 659 to 1783 code for a protein of 374 amino acids. The record is from RefSeq and is a predicted model, not a curated record. Gene Ontology annotation, biological process: glycoprotein biosynthetic process; carbohydrate metabolic process. Gene Ontology annotation, cellular component: Golgi apparatus; Golgi cisterna membrane; Golgi membrane. Gene Ontology annotation, molecular function: glycosyltransferase activity; N-acetyllactosamine synthase activity. NCBI's taxonomy places the organism in Eukaryota, Metazoa, Chordata, Amphibia, Anura, Pipidae.
UGCAGCUGGCAAGAAGCAGACAAAGAGGGGCUCGCAAGAAGAAUAGUGGGGGAGGAGCAGCGCUUCUCCUGCAGCUUUGGCUGCUGAGGCUUUCCGUAGAAGGAUGCUUUUGGGGUCUUCUGGGUUUAGCUUUUGAUUGUACGUUCGUGGAACCCGAAGGUCUCGCUGUUUGCCCCUGACACAAUUGUAUGUACACAGCGUAACCCCGCCUUGUGCCGGGCCGGGGGGGAGGAGCAGGAGAGAAAGCCGAGCCGCGGGAGAAGCACCCUCCCAGUCUCUGGUUUCUGACAGGAGGGGGCGGCUAGAGCUCCAGCGGGGAGAGAUGCGAUCGGGGAUGCAGAGAGGGAUCGGGAAGGCAAAGGCUAUGGAGUCGUAAUGGGGUCAGCCCAGGCCCGGGGGAGAGGACGGUAUCUGCCCGGGCUUAUGGCAGCUGCCAGCAGGUAACAGUCUGGGCUGCGAACCGGGUUGUCUGUCUGAAGGAUGGCUUCUCAGUGGCCCUUUGGCUGUGGAACCACAACUUCCAGCAAGCAAUGACCAAUGUUAUAUUGGUUGUAGUGCAACAAAAUCUGCCGCUGGAUUUGUAUAUUUUCCAGUCAGUGCUGGACUUCUACCCCUUGUGGGCACAUGGUGUCCUGCCUGCCUCCUCCCUGCCCAGAAGAUGACCAGACUGCUGUUGGGAGUUACUCUAGAGAGGAUCUGUAAAGCUGUUCUUCUUCUUUGCCUGGUGCACUUUGUCAUCAUCAUGAUACUCUAUUUUGAUGUAUAUGCCCAGCGCCUAGACUUCUUUACUCGGUUUAAUAUCAGGAACACUUCCAGAGCUCAUCCUUACUACAACUUCUCACGUCCCAAUGGCACUGUCCACAGUUACACUGCUGUCAUUUCUGCAGGGGAUUCAUUUACACCCAGUGCCAAGUUAGAACUUAAUUUGACAGUCACAGAGAAACCUUUGCUUCUAUGUCCUGAUGCACCACCGGAACUGGUUGGCCGCCUACUGAUUGAAUUCAGCUCUCUUAUGAGCAUGGAGCGAGUUCAGAGGGAAAAUCCUGAUGUGACAGAAGGUGGGAGGUACACACCACCUGACUGCCAGCCCAAAGAAAAGGUGGCUAUUAUCAUUCCUUUCAGACACAGAGAACACCACCUUAAAUAUUGGCUUCAUUACCUGCACCCUAUAUUGCGACGCCAGAAAGUUGCAUAUGGAAUUUACAUUAUCAAUCAGUUUGGCGAAGACACUUUCAACCGAGCCAAGCUAUUGAAUGUUGGUUUCCUGGAAGCAAUGAAAGAGGCAGACUAUGACUGUUUCAUUUUCAGUGAUGUGGAUCUAAUCCCAAUGGAUGACAGAAAUUUAUAUCAUUGCUAUGAACAGCCACGACAUUUUGCCAUUGCCAUGGACAAGUUUGGAUUCCGAUUGCCUUAUGCAGGCUAUUUUGGAGGGGUCUCUGGACUGAGUAAAGCCCAGUUUUUGAAGAUUAAUGGCUUUCCCAAUGAGUACUGGGGAUGGGGAGGAGAAGAUGAUGAUAUUUAUAACAGAAUAACCCUCAAUGGCAUGAAAAUUUCCCGGCCUGAUAUCCGCAUUGGACGUUAUCGGAUGAUCAAACAUGAACGAGACAAGCACAAUGAGCCCAACCCUCAAAGAUUUACAAAGAUUCAGAAUACGAAGAUGACAAUGAAGAAAGAUGGAAUCAAUUCAUUGCACUACCGUGUGAUCCACUCCGCCAAAUACCCCAUGUACACAAACAUCACAGUUGAUAUUGGGAAACCACCGCCCAGACCUGCCCGGGGAUAACGUAAUGCACUCACUGGCACUUCUUGAGACAGCGCGUCUCUUCCUCCUUUCAUUUUGGAAGAAGGGGAAAUGCAGUUAAACCCUUCCUUCUGCCUCCUGCAGGGUUUCCGUUACAGGAUGCGCGGCGAUUUGCCUGGUUCUUCUGCACCCCACGGAAGGACUGACCUAUUCUCAUAAUGAAUAAAUGAACUUGGUGCUCAUGUGCGACAGUGUGCUGUACCUGCCAAUGUUCCGCAUGCUCAGAAAGGCAGAAUCCGUCUGCUACAUUUUAGUACUUCCUUGCUCUUCUUUUUCUUGAAACCUUUAAUAAACGUCAGAUUGUUUCACCCUCUCAGUUCCAGAAGAGGGAGCGACCAUACUGCCACUGUGAUGUUGACACAGAAAGUUGCAAGGAAAAUAUUCUAUAACAAAUUUACAAAUAUUCAGUUUUCUUUAUCAACAGCACAGUGACUCAAAUCUACUAAUAGCCUAUAAGAGAAAGGUCACUUUGGAUGCUGAAACAUACACUUUUAAUCCAGUCCUGAACACAUGUGCUACAGGGCAACACUGAGAGCUAAAACUAAUGUAACCUUGGCAUAUCCACAAUGUUCAAGAUUGCUUUGCAGUUACUGUUCUAUUGACACUCAUAGACUUAUACAUUGACAGUUUUUGCAUAUCCUUGUUAAACUAACACUGUCUAGGCUGUGUUUGUUGGAAGUCUGUUACAUGUGUGAAUGUUAUAAAAUAUCAAAUGUUGGCAAGCUAAACAAGUUAUACUGUAAAGUUGGAAGGGAAAAGAAAAUGUUUGAACCUCAAAAGAUGCAACUCCCUUAACUGCUUUGCUGCAUUGAAGGUACCUGCCUUGCAUAAUGCUAGAGAUUUAUAUACAAUGUCAUUAAUAUAUAAUUGUUUUCUCUUAAUAUUGUUCCCUAUGGUCAGCAUUGAACUCCUGGGUGUGUGAGCUCUGAUACAUGGGUUAUGUAGCACAGUGGAGAGUGGAGGGGCUGCUGGUAAAACUGUACUGCCUAUAAAAUGUAUUGGAUAAGGGUAUAGCUACUGCAGACUCAUACUGCACUAUUAAUUACAUCUAUACAGACACAUCACUAGACAGACAUAGUAAUCUUGCAGAGAAAGGACAGUUCUCACAACAAGAAUCAGAUUCUCCCAUUAAUUUAUGUAAAGGCCAUCUAAAAAGCCCCAAUAUAUCAUCCUUGUCUUCCUGGUAGCAUAGAGCUGCUGUUUAAGUUCCCAUGUAUAGUAAAGUCCAUAGUAUAGUCCAAUACAUAUAUUCUGUUGAUCUCCUCAACCCCCAUAUAUUUUCUUUCUGCCUGCCCUUUUCUUCCUUCUGGUAUGUAUUUGCCCAGUUUGACCACCUGGGAAUAUGAAUAAAGCACCUCGACCCACAGCCCCUUGCUCUGGCUACCAGCUUAGGAAGAUGGACUGGGAUGGCAAAAAGAAAAUGUGGGCCUUAGUUGUCCUAUAAUAUGUCUCAACCUAGAGAACUACAUUUUUUUUUUUACCUAAAGACAGAAUCCAGAGCAUACUUUUUUCCAGUUAAUCUAGUGAAUUUGCCAAAUUUAGAAUUCAGUUUCUCUCUUACUAUAUGCUGGAAACAUUUGGCUCUGAUCAAUCUUUCUGAUGUUACUGACAGCAUAGCAAAUGGAAGAACGGUAAUGUUACUGACCCUUAGUAUAGUUUUGCCUUUGCAUAAAAUAUGAAAUGGGCAAACAGUUUGCUGCACCACAAUAAGGUAUUGGUGUUGGUAUUGGUGAUUUGUUCAGAUAACCAAGGACUGCAUGAGAAUUCUUCUUUAAAACAAAGAUGCUGUUGUGUCAUGCAUGUGGGUCUCAUAUUAUAAUCUGGCAGGUCACUGCGACACGGGCAGUGGAACAUCAGCACAAAUAAGCUGCAAAAAGUGUAUGUGAGCAUAACAUGGACUGGAUAUUGGUGGAGAAAAAAGGUUGCAUGGACAUUCUGCCUUAUCUAAUUACAUGAUUUAGAAAGUGAACUUUGUGGCCUGGGCCCUCUAACAUAAUUCUGGAUGUACAGUACCUGAAGUACAGGUGACGUGAAGUAGAUGGAGCUUUUUACGGAGAAUCAGUUUUGGAAGCAAGGAAGCAAGUGUGCACAAUGGACUUCCUGGCUUCAUGGAUCACAGAACUUGGAACAUGGGGGGCAUGGUUACUGUCUGCAGGUUUGGGGAUUGGUGCGUUGCUGUGCAAUGCAUUGCUAGAGGAUUCUCAGAAUGUAAGGCCUGAUGCAAUUCCUUUUGUAUGCAAGGAACCCAUGCAAAAAGGUUACUGCAGCAAUUCUAGGGCUUUUUUGUUUUUUAUUUCAUUUUUCUCGCCAUGUCAAACAUUUAAUUAACAGAUACGUUUUGUAAACUUUACAUCAAGCACCAUGCUUAAGAGAAACCCACAGGUUCCUAGUAUUGCUGCUUUCAGGUCUCAUAAAUGGUACAAGUGCACUGAGGAGCCAAACUGCAAAACAGGGCCAGGCACUUGUGCAACGGUAACUAGUGGCCUCGUUCUGCAGUCGGGCAUCGUCCUGUGCCAACUUCUGUGUUUGCAUAGUUUUAGCUCUUCUUUGUAUGUUCAUGUUGAGAGGAGGAUCUGUCCAUCCACUUUGGAUGUGUCUGCUUGUUAUUUGUCUUUUUCUACAACUGUGGGAAACGAGAUCUAAAAACGAUAUGCUGUUGCAAUCUCUGCCUUUACAGUUUUCAUAAAAUAAUUCAAGAAACG